AUGCCGUGAGAUAUUUAAUAAUAUUAGAAAUCAAUCGAGAAUGCUAUUCCUCUAUGUUGAAAUGCUGUGAAAUAUUUAAUAAUAUUAGAAAUCAUUCGAGAAUGUUUAAGUGAGUUGACAUGGGGGAUUUCAGCUUCUAGCAGGUGUUUUCACUGUCCCAUGCAGAGUUCUAGACGAGAUUUUUUUUUUUUUGUCUUCUAACACAUGGAUGCUAUUUGAAAAAUGAUCGAGUGUCUUAUAGGAGAGAGAAUACUUACAAACCGAUAACGAUGUGGAAGCACGUGUUGUUGGGGAGAAAUUUGAUUUUUUUUUUUCGCCUUGUAGCAUGCUCUCGCUCGCACGAGCCUGGAACAGAGAGAGAAACGUAUGCUAUAUAAACAGAAGUGAUGAGAGGAAAAUGCAGGGAGAGGAAAAUGAUGAGAGGAAGAAGCAGGCGAAGAGGAAGUUGGUGUUUGGGGACGAGCCUGAGGUUAGCGGGGAAGAGGAGGAGGAGUCAAUCUGCUCACAAACAAAGAAACGAGCUGUAAUGGACGAGGACUCCUCACUCGUGCCGUUAAUGAAGGAGGUGGAGGGUGCGGGAGAGUUGGACUUUGUCCAACUCAUAAACAAACCUCUACCCAAACCGUGGAUCCCGCUGAGGGAGUUGAAGGGGGAUCUAGCGUACCGCAUCAUCGGAGCUCGAGAGGAGACCAAUAAACACAGUCGACGUGUAAUUUUAAAAAUAAGGAAUGCAGGAAGCAAAUGUGAGGUGUAUCUACCUCAAAGAUUUGCUUCCUGCAUUAGCAGAGAAAAAAUAGAACAUUUUAACAUCAACUGUAAAAAUUAUGUGUUGCUAGUAACACAUAAGUCGGCAAAUUGGUCGGAUAUAAAAAUUGUUAUUGCUUAACAAUUUUUAUAUCUGUAUACAUAUGACCUAUGUGUUACAAAUUGUAUAGAUGUAUGUAUGUGUGAAUAGAUCAAUAAAUUGUAAUAUUGUUUCUAUAAAAAUUGUUUUCAAUUCUUACCUGUUGUUGUUG
Molecule: messenger RNA, 1016 nt
Organism: Nilaparvata lugens (brown planthopper)
Lineage: Eukaryota; Metazoa; Arthropoda; Insecta; Hemiptera; Delphacidae
Exons: 2
Coding region: 326-886 (186 amino acids)
Source: RefSeq, a predicted model, not a curated record